Molecule: messenger RNA, 1431 nt
Organism: Pieris macdunnoughi
Lineage: Eukaryota; Metazoa; Arthropoda; Insecta; Lepidoptera; Pieridae
Source: the annotation of a GenBank genome assembly
AUGGAAUCCAUUGUUAAUUGCCAGCUCUUGAGGUAUCUAGAGGGCCACCAGCUGAUUAGCGAUUAUCAGUACGGCUUUCGUCGUGGUCGUUCGGCUGGUGACCUUCUUGUAUACCUUACACAUAGAUGGGCAGAGGCAAUUGAGUCCAAGGGGGAGGCGCUAGCGGUUAGUUUGGACAUAUCGAAAGCCUUCGAUCGGGUGUGGCACAGAGCACUGCUCUCGAAGCUUCCAGCCUAUGGGCUUACCGAGAAAUUACGCAAUUGGAUCUCCAGCUUUCUGGCCGAUCGGAGCAUCAAGGUCGUCAUCGACGGAGCAUGUUCCGACCUAAAACCCGUAAACGCUGGGGUCCCACAAGGCUGUGUUCUAUCCCCGACCCUAUUUCUUCUGCAUAUCAAUGAUAUGUUGAAACUUAGCAACAUUCAUUGCUAUGCGGAUGACAGUACUGGAGAUACUUUUUACACUGGCCGGGCAGGUAUUUCUCGGGCAGUUGUUGAUGAGUACCGGAACAAACUUGUGUCUGAAGUUGAAACUCUACUUCGUGGAGUCUCAGAUUGGGGCAGACAAAACCUAGUCCAAUUUAACCCCAAGAAGACACAAGUUUGCGCGUUUUCCGCUAAAAAAACACCCUUUGUCGCUACUCCUCUUUUCGAAAACACUCUUCUUAAAGCCACAGCCAGCAUUGGAAUACUUGGCGUUGACAUAUCGAGCGACGUUCAGUUUCGCGGUCACUUGGAGGGAAAGGCUAAAUUAGCCUCAAAAAAGCUUGGUGUGCUCAGUAAGGCGAGACGGUACUUCACUCCGGGCCACCGCAUGCAACUAUAUAAAGCGCAAAUUCGGCCCCACAUGGAGUACUGCUCUCACCUCUGGGCGGGGGCUCCCCAGUACCAGCUCCUUCCACUUGACCGUAUACAACGCAGAGCGGUUCGAAUCGUUGACGACCAAUCCCUCUCCGAGCGGCUUGAUCCUUUGGCGUUGCGUAGAGAUGUGGGGUCACUCUGCAUCUUCUACCGCAUUUACCAUGGAGAGUGUUCAGAGGAGUUGUUCGGAUUAAUACCUGCAGCUGAGUUUCAUCAUCGGACGUCGAGGCAGAAUACGAAAUUCCACCCGUAUCACCUCGACGUCCGACGUUCCACAACUGAGCGUUUCUCAAGGCAGUUUUUGCCGCGCACCACCACUAUGUGGAACCAGCUGCCCACUGAAGUAUUCCCGAACCAAUUCGACUUAGGGUCCUUCAAGAAAAGAGCGUACCAAUUUUUAAAAGGCCGGCAACGCACUCGCGAGCCCUCUGGCAUUGAGAGUGUCCAUGGGCGGCGGUAUCACUUAACAUCAGAAAAAAAGGUCUUGUCGCUGAUACCUCAGAACGCCACGAGCAGUAGAGAAUACUGGCAACCUGCAAAGAGAAUAUCACACAAAACUGCUGGCCACCACUAG